This is a messenger RNA of Lactuca sativa (garden lettuce), 1494 nucleotides long. Its product is annotated as histone-lysine N-methyltransferase, H3 lysine-79 specific-like protein. Gene Ontology annotation, molecular function: DNA binding. Lineage: Eukaryota; Viridiplantae; Streptophyta; Magnoliopsida; Asterales; Asteraceae. The record is from RefSeq and is a predicted model, not a curated record.
GCCUUGAGGGUUUCAGAAGAGCAGUUGCGAGUGAAAAAACGUCUGGUUCUUCUCCCUAUCCAGUCAUAUCACUAACGACUGGUUCGACAUAAAUUCUACCAGGUGAUUCUCAUCUACCGAUGAAUCGACGUACACAUAUCAGCAAUUCGGUUUAUCUUUGAAGCCAUAAACAGUUUACUUCGUUCCUCCAUUUCGAUGUUUGACUACCAACUGUUCGACCAUUUGUCUCAGAGAUGCUGUCCUCUCCUUUGAAUUUAUCUGUUACUUAUGCAAACAACAGUCUGGUCCCAAACACCUGUUCUUCACAAUCUUUUUAUCAUUUUGUGACGCCGCUGGAUUACACUUUAUCUCCCAAUUUGGUAUAUGUUAGUUCUUCCAGAGAAGGUCAAUUACGUAGAUUAUUUCACUGCAAUACUCAUUCAAAUAAGGCAUCAAACUUCUUGGAAUCAAGAAAUCAAUUUAAUUCCAGCUACCUUGAAAGGGAAUCUACGGCAAAAGAGACAGAUUCAGAUAACUUUUUUAUCGAACAAAGAUCAGAUAAAGAUAAGAACGAAAUGGAAAGAAGGAUGAAAAUUGGAUUAGCAAACAGGGGAAGGGUUCCAUGGAACAAAGGCAAGAAACACACUGCAGGGACUCGUGAGUUGAUCAGUCAGAGAACUAAAGAAGCUUUAAAAGACCCCAAGGUAAGAAAGAAAAUGUCUGAAUGUCCUCGAACUCUUAGUGAGGAAACUAAGGCAAAAAUACGCAAAACAAUUACAAAACAAUGGAGAGAGCGAUUGAAGAUAAAAAGAUCAGGUGAGAGGUUUAUAUCAUUGUGGGCUGAAAGCAUUGCAAAAGCUGCUAAAAAUGGAGGACAUGAUCAGAAAGAAUUGGAUUGGGACAGCUAUGAGAAGAUUGAAAGAGAGAUUGUUCUUCAACAGCUUCAACGUGCUGCUGACGUGGCAAAAGCAAAGGAAAUGGCACAAAUUCGAGCUGAGAGAAGAGCAAAAGCAAAAGCUGAAAAGGUGAAGCUUACUUUAAAGAAACGGGUGGCCAAAGUAAAAGGGUUGGUGAAGAAGAAAUCAAAAAAAGAAAAAGAGGAGUUGGCAGCAGCUGAAGAUUUGAAACUGAAAGAGAGAUUAACAAAGAUUCACAGGAAAAGAUCUGUAAAUGAGCAGCUUAGUAGUCGAGAUCAAAGAGCUUGGGAAAGACUUGACCUGGAGAUUUUGAAGAGAGACAUAAAGAAAGACGAUAUUUCUCUUGCUGAUCAAAUUCGUGAAGUCAAGAACAAGAAAGCAGAGAUUUUGACAACUAUGCCACCUAAUCAUUCAUCUGCUUAACCUUGUGAGGGGGUAAAAAGUAAAAACACUUGUUGGAUGCAGACUUUUAACUAUAAACAUAAGCCAGGGUAGUUGAUUAUUAGAUCCAAGAGUAUUUGUGGUGGUUACAAAACCUUUAUAUGCAACUUUGAUGAUAGUUCUGGAGGCAAAUGAUGUUAUGUGAUUCGAAGGUGAA